Molecule: messenger RNA, 2064 nt
Organism: Melanotaenia boesemani (Boeseman's rainbowfish)
Lineage: Eukaryota; Metazoa; Chordata; Actinopteri; Atheriniformes; Melanotaeniidae
Gene: il17d
Product: interleukin 17d
Exons: 2
Coding region: 608-1255 (215 amino acids)
Biological process (GO): inflammatory response
Cellular component (GO): extracellular region
Molecular function (GO): cytokine activity
Source: RefSeq, a predicted model, not a curated record
GACCAGCAGAAGGUGUUGUGGUGUCAGGAUCCAGUUGCAAAGCGCGCGGAACCAACAGUCUGGACUUCCCACUCCUGUGAAGAACGCAUCUCAUAAACGCUGUUUUUCCCCCCUCCUCCUUCUUGGCUAAACGUUUCCAACGCGAAUUUAUCUGUCAGUGCCUCAGUUUGAAUAGAAUCUAUCUGGAUGACGCAUCUCACCGUUUCUUUACGUCUGAACGUCUCCAACGGAUUUUACGCAUACGGAGUCGGCGAAAGGCGAACGAGAAGCGCUCUGACUUUUUUUUUCUUUCUUUCUCGUCUUAAUCAGAGACCAGCGGGUGUAAAACUUAAAUCUCUCCAAGUUGGAAAUCAUUAUUCUUGUCAACAGGUUGCCUUGUGCCAAAAUGUUUGAAAGAUUUCCUUGGCGGCGCGCUUGUCCCUCUCUUUCACCGUCAGGACUGUGGACUGUUUCUGCGCCGCGGGAUUCAAAACUUGGAUUAUAACGGAGGAGAGCAACCUGUUACACAUAUAUUUAAAGGGAGCCAAUGCGGAGCAGAAUAUAAAGUUUGUUUUCAGUGAACGCGUAUUUUGGCACAACACAGCACGCACCGAGUGGGGACGUAGCAAUGCCGCGUCGGAUCCUCGCGAUCUUCCCACUGCUGCAGCUGCAGCUGCUGCUCCUGGCCCUGCUGCUGCCGGUUUGGUCGGUAGGGACGAUCCGGGCUCGAAAGAAAGCCACCAGGACCCGGGCUUGUCUCGAUCUGCCUGAGGAGAUUUUGGAGCAGAUGUUCGGACGGCUCUCGGUGGGAGUGAUGAGCGCAUUUCACCACGCCCUGCAGCUGGAGCCGCAGGACAAACUCAACCUGACAUGCCCGAACGCCGCGCCGGCCCUGACCGACAGAAAGACCCGCCUCCCGGUCAACCUGCUCAGCGUGUCUCCCUGGGCCUACAGGAUCUCCUACAACCCAACCAGAUAUCCCCGCUACAUCCCAGAGGCCUACUGCCUAUGUAAGGGCUGCCUGAUCAGACCGUACGGUGAGGAGAGCCACCAGUACCGCAGCACUCCGGUCUACGCUCCCUCUGUCAUCCUCAAGAGAACGGGCUCCUGUGUCAGUGGACGCCACUCCUACUCAGAGAUCUAUAUCUCCAUUGCUGUGGGAUGCACCUGUGUGCCACUCCUGGAGAAGGAGCGCGAUAGUCAGAACAGCAACCAGAGCCUGCAGAGAAGAGAGCCCAAAGCCAGGCAGGUUUUCUCUGCACGCAAGAAAGCAUGAAGGAAGGUUUUCUAUACCUGACAGCAUUGCAGCGGUGCUGUUUUUCCAUUUAAGGAGAUUUUUCACAUGUAACUUUCCCUCAGUGGCUAAAGGCUGAAUAUCUGAAAGCAUUCCUGAAUCCAGACUUAACAGUCUACGGGCCACUGUCCUGCAUGUUUUGUCUGCUUUAACACACCUGAAUCAAAUUAUUGAGUCAUUGUGCAGAACGAAUGCAGCAAGCGGUUGGAUCCAUUUCAUUUUAAUCUGAUGUGUUGGAGCAGGGCAGGAUAGUGGCCUCCAAGGACCGGAGUCUGAGAUCCCCGAGAACAUUUAAUUUGCUCCACUUUAUUUUUUGUAUUUCACGUUUCCUUUUAUUGCUUAAACUUUCCAAAAAUGUUUUCUGUACAGCUGUACAUGUACACUGGUGCUUAGUAAAUCUGACUCAAUCUGCAUGUUUUAUUGGAUCUGAUCUGGAAAAAAUGGUUAUUUUUUUUUUUUAAAGGGAGAGAGAUAAAGAUUAAACCAAAAACUAAAGUCACAACAACAAUAUCUCAAGAUGUAGCUCAGCCAAAAGGUGUUUUAAUUUACUCUUGGACCAAGCUCUGCAAAGCAGUAAAGCAUUGUAGUUUUAUUUUCUCCAAGUUUAAGAAAUAUUUAUUGCCACAACCCACUAUUGUAUUUGGGAGGAGACAGAAACCUCAGAUAUUUAAACCUCAGCACAUUCGCUGUCUGCAUAGCACAUUACUUAAAAAAAAAAAAAAAACAAAAGCAGAGAAUAUGUAUGUUUGUUAACUUUGCAACUCAGAUUGUAUAAAAUCAAAUGAAAUGGA